AUGGAAGGCCUCGGGGUGGCCGCCAGCGUCAUCGCAGUCGUCGACCUAUCCGCCAAAGUCGCAACGAUAUGUUUGCAGUACUCCAAAGAAGUCCUUAGCGCCCGAGCAGACAUUCAGCGCUUCCAAUCGCAGGUCAAGCACCUCGGCGUGGCUCUGCAAGCUACGCAGCACCUUGUCGGCCAAGAUGCGGCAGCGCGCUCGCUGUCAACGUCCCGGGAGCUUCUGAAGCCCUUGCACAAUUGCAUCGCGGAGCUUCAGGGGCUCGAGAAGAGGCUCGACCCGAAGCAAUCAGGGCGAUCGGCGAUGCGCCGCUUCGGUCUUCGCGCAUUGAAGUGGCCUUUCAGCAGCAAGGAGGUCGACCAGCUGCUUGCUAGUCUGGAGCGGCACGAGAAGACGAUCCUGCUCGCAUUGCAGGCUGACCAGACGGUGAUGCUUAUCAAUAUCCAAGAGGGCGUGAAGCAGCUUGGACUGGAGAAGGACGGCCCUGACUCUACCGCCCACAAAGCGCAUUUCAUGGUCCCAUUUCCUCCAGACCCAGACUUUGUCCGUCGACCCGAUAUUGAAGACUGGAUGCGAGAUCAAUAUGACCAGGAAGGACGCCAACGCAUGGCACUUGUCGGCAUGGGCGGCUUUGGCAAAUCCCAGCUUGCCAUCCACUUUACGCAUAGACUCCACGCGGAAGAUCCUGCCACCAGCAUUUUCUGGAUCCACGGUGUUAGCAAGGCUUCUUUCGAGAAGUCAUAUCGCGCUCUCGCCGACGUGCUAGACCUCCCUCGCCGCUACGAACCUCAGGUCGAUGUCCUUGCGCUCGUUCGGGAUUGGCUGCAACGAGAGGACGUCAAUAGAUGGCUUAUGAUCCUCGAUAACGCUGACGACAUGGAUGUGUUCUUCCCCAAGGGCGUGGCAGACGGUCAUGACGACUCUAUGGAUGCACCGCUGGCCUCAUUCUUGCCCAAGUCGACCCGGGGCAAGAUAAUAGUUACUUCGCGCAGCAUGGAUGCUGCUGAGAGGCUGGCUGGGAGUACCCGAGUGAUUCAUCUGAUUAACGUCAUGUCCGAAGAGCAGGCUCACGAAGUCUUGGUCCGCCGCCUUCAGGAGACGCCAGGAGACGCUGCCGCCAUUGGUCUCGUUCAGGCGCUUGGCUGCAUCCCACUUGCAAUCAACCAGGCAGCAGCCUACAUCAACCGACGCAGCCCGCGACUCACAGUAGAAUCGUACCUAGACGAAUUCCAGCGGACCGAGAAGCGGAAGGACAGUCUUCUCCGCAGCGACAAGGGUGACCUAGGCCGAAACGAUGGAGUGUCAAAUUCAGUCGUGGUGACGUGGCAGGUCACUUUUGAGCAAAUCAGGCGUAGCCACCCGCAGGCUGCGAACCUGCUGUCGCUAAUGAGUCGUUUCCAAGCUCAGGGCAUUCCCGAACUCAUGCUAAGAGGCUACAGCACAGACGUUGUCCCAGAGGACGGGAAGGACGGAAUCGAGAGGCCUGACACAGCGCGACAUGGUGACAAAACCACUGCCGAAUUCAGGUCUAGUGGCGAAGAGAGUGCGAGUGACAGCGAAAGUGAGGGUGAGAAAGAAAGCGCCAAGAGGCGGUUUGAGGACGACAUUGAAGUGCUUCGAGGAUACUGCCUCGUCACGUCUUCAGGAACAACCCAAUGGGACAUGCAUCCACUGGUCCAGUUCUGCACUAGGUCAUGGAUAAUAGAGAACGGCGUUGAAAACCGUUGGGACGAGCUUUUCCUGUCGCUAGCAGCUCAUCAUUUCCCUGAGCCAAACGUCAGGUCUCAGAGGCUUCUCACACACAUCGAAUCCUUUCUCCUACGAAAGCGCCCUGCCAAGUGGAAACCUUGUCAAAACUUGGCCAAGUUAAGCACCAAUAUGGCUCGCUACAAGCAGUAUACUGGCCAUUGGUCAGCGGCAGAGACGCUGGCAAGUCAGGCGGUCAAGACUUGGACUACGGCACUGGGCCCUGAGCACCCGCGCACAGUCGAGAGCAGGUCUAUCCUGCUGUCGACGUUGUUCACGCAGGAUAAGUGGGAAGAAGCUCAAGCACUCGUCGAGGAGCUACUUGCUUCCCAAACGGCGCGACUCGGAGCAGAGCACGAAUCCACUGUGGCAUCUAUGGCAGAACUGGGCAUUAUAUACAGCCGUCUUGGUCGUUACGAUGAUGCUGAGCAGCUCAAUCUGACCGCCGUGGAAGUGAGUACUGUGAAGCUAGGUCCUGACCACUCCGUGACGCUGUCACAUAAACUCGAUUUGGCACAUACGUUUACGCUGCGAGGUUAUUAUGACCUGGCAGAAAUAAUGGAAAAAGAGGUGCUACAGAGUCGUCGGAGAACAUUAGGGCCUGAACAUCCGGAUACCAUGUCCAGCAUGUCGAACUUGGCAGUCACUUAUCUAUAUCAAAGUCGCUGGGCGGAGGCAGCAGAACUUGCGAAGGAGGCCGUGAAACAGAAGAAAGCUGAGCUGGGUCCCGAACAUCCUAAGACUGUCUAUCUCAUGGAAGUUCUGAAUCGGGCGUUGAUGGGGCUUGGUCGUCGCCAGGAAGCGAUCAAAGUCUUUGAGGACAUUGUCGAGCAGAAAAAGGCUAGGCUCGGCGAUUACCACCCCGAGGCACUGUCUAGCAUAUUCCACUUGGCCGGGCUCUACCGCCAGGCAAAACGAGACGAAGAAGCCCUUGCCCUGAUACGAGCGUGUGGCCUGCUUGAUCGGCAGACUAGCGGGGGUUCGGAUCCGGACACGAAAAGGUUGAAUGAGCUGCAGGACCAGUGGCAGAAGGGAUUCGCUGGGGUAUUGUAA
This is a messenger RNA of Microdochium trichocladiopsis, 2799 nucleotides long. RefSeq names its product kinesin light chain 3. The record is from RefSeq and is a predicted model, not a curated record. Gene Ontology annotation, molecular function: protein binding; ADP binding. The coding region runs from base 1 to 2799 and encodes 932 amino acids. NCBI's taxonomy places the organism in Eukaryota, Fungi, Ascomycota, Sordariomycetes, Xylariales, Microdochiaceae. The transcript has 3 exons.